Aspergillus saccharolyticus JOP 1030-1 is the source of this 522-nucleotide messenger RNA. RefSeq names its product putative phosphoglycerate mutase family protein. Bases 1 to 522 code for a protein of 173 amino acids. The record is from RefSeq and is a predicted model, not a curated record. Lineage: Eukaryota; Fungi; Ascomycota; Eurotiomycetes; Eurotiales; Aspergillaceae. The transcript is spliced from 3 exons.
AUGAUCACCAAGACCAUCCUCCCCUUCUGCCUUCUCGCAGGCACCGCGCUCGCUGACGCGACCGUCUAUCUCAUCCGACACGGAGAGAAGCCGAGCGACGGCAGCACCGGACUCAGCACGCAGGGAGUGGAACGGGCCCAGUGUCUGCGGACCGUCUUCGGGGCGGACUCCGGUUACAACAUCCAGUAUAUCAUGGCCGAGACGCCUAAGAGUGAUGGCAAGCGCGACCGCCCCUAUCUGACCGUGCUCCCUCUGGCGGAGGAUCUCGGUAUCACUAUCGAUACCUCGUGCGGUAAGACGGACGCCAAAUGCGUCAAGAAGGUGGUCGAGAACUACUCGGGGGAGGGCAAUAUUCUGAUUUGCUGGGAGCACUCCGAGUUGACCGAUAUUGUGGAGAAGCUGGGCGAUGAUGAUGCCCCGACGUACCCGGAUGAUAGCUACAACCUCAUUUGGACUGAUCCCUCGCCGUACACCAACAUCACCGCAGUGACGAGUGAGAACUGCCCUGGGCUGGACAGCUAG